AUGAGCGCGCGUGUGACCUCGAGAGGAUUGACGACGCCGAUCGCCGACCGGCGACGAGGCGGACGCGGGGCGAGACGAUCGACGACGCCGGCGCGGGGACAAGGCGGGAACUCGCAGUGGGGCGAUUCGACGCAGUGCGUGCAGAAUGGCGAACGCACGGGUCGACCUAAGGUGUCCGACUCGCUCACGACGCCGAUCGUGCAAACGUCCACGUACCACUUCAAGGAUACGGAGGAGUUGAUCGCGUAUCAGGAAGGGCGUUAUAAGAGCUUCGAGUACGGUCGAUACGGUAACCCGACGACUUUGGCGUGCGAGGAAAAGAUUCGCUUGCUCGAGGGUGGCGAAGACGCGCUCAUGAGCGCGUCCGGCAUGUGCACGGCGACGACCAUGCUUCUCGCGCUGGUUCCGGCCGGCGGCCACAUAGUCACCACGACUGAUUGCUACAGACGCACUCGGCAGUUCAUUCAGACCUUCUUACCGAAGAUGGGCAUCACGAGCACCGUGCUCGAUCCGUCCGACUACGACGGUUUGGAAAAGGCUCUCAAGGAGAACAAGUGCUCGCUGUACUUCUCUGAGUCCCCGACGAAUCCGUAUCUACGAUGCGUCGACAUCGAGCGAAUCGUGAAUUUGUGUAAGCCGACUGGCUGUCUCGUGUGCAUUGAUGGCACGUUCGCCACCCCUUGCAAUUCUCGCGCGCUCGAUUACGGAGCCGACCUGGUGAUUCACAGCGCCUCGAAGUUCAUGGGCGGUCACAACGAUGUCCUCGCCGGGGUCAUCGUCGGUAAGAAGGAGCCGGUUGCCGCCUGCAGACAGUUCCAUAAUAUUCUCGGAGGGGUCAUUGACCCGCACGCGGCCUACUUAGUUCUUCGCGGUCUGAAGACGUUGUCCCUUCGGGUCGAACGUCACAACGAGAGCGCGAUGAAGCUCGCUCAGUUCCUCGAGGCUCACCCGAAGAUUGACAAGGUGCACUAUCCUGGGUUGCCUAGCCAUUGCGACCAUGAGGUAGCUAAGAAGUACAUGAAGGGUUUUGGUGGGGUUGUUUCUUUCGAGGUCAAGGGUGAUCUUUGGAAGACUGCAAAGUUCAUUGACAGCUGCAAAAUCCCGUACAUCGCGCCCUCUCUCGGCGGCGUGGAGUCGUUGAUCGAACAGCCUACCAUCGUCUCUUACUGGGACUACGCCCCGGAAGUGCGCGCUGAGAUCGGAAUUAAGGACAAUCUCGUUCGUUAUUCCACGGGUAUCGAGGAUUACGCCGACAUUGAGGCGGACAUGGCGCAAGCACUUGAUCAAAUCUAA
Ostreococcus tauri is the source of this 1293-nucleotide messenger RNA. RefSeq names its product Pyridoxal phosphate-dependent transferase, major region, subdomain 2. Gene Ontology annotation, cellular component: chloroplast. Gene Ontology annotation, biological process: transsulfuration. The record is from RefSeq and is a predicted model, not a curated record. The coding region runs from base 1 to 1293 and encodes 430 amino acids. Lineage: Eukaryota; Viridiplantae; Chlorophyta; Mamiellophyceae; Mamiellales; Bathycoccaceae. Gene Ontology annotation, molecular function: pyridoxal phosphate binding; cystathionine gamma-synthase activity. The transcript has 2 exons.